Molecule: messenger RNA, 933 nt
Organism: Poecilia latipinna (sailfin molly)
Lineage: Eukaryota; Metazoa; Chordata; Actinopteri; Cyprinodontiformes; Poeciliidae
Exons: 4
Coding region: 153-797 (214 amino acids)
Biological process (GO): negative regulation of T cell proliferation; positive regulation of T cell proliferation; cell surface receptor signaling pathway
Cellular component (GO): external side of plasma membrane
Source: RefSeq, a predicted model, not a curated record
CCCCUCAAAUUUCAAGUCAAUUCACAGGGAUGAAGGAGUGAACUGAUGCUGGAUUCAGAGCAGACUCAGUUCACUCCUUCACUCAGGAUUCACCAGAGACAAUCCUAGAUACAAACAUCUUACCUGGAGAGAAGAACUGGAUCGUUGCUCAGAUGAAGAUGAUCUCCCUGCUGCUCCUCAUCCUCAGCUCAUGUCUCUGUGCAGCAACAUUUGUAGUGAAUGUGACCCAGAGCAGCUAUGAGGCAGAGGAGAACCACAGCAUCACUCUGGAGUGGACCUUCACCACCAGGACUCAGGGAUCCGACAGGGAACUGUUCAUCUACUGUGAUUUCAUAACAUCAGUAAAGAGCAGGAUAAUAUAUGUUAAUCAUGAAGGUGUUGAGAUUCCAGAGUCUCAGGAUGAUCAGUUUUCAGGACGAGUCCAGAGUGACAAAGACGUCCUCAGAGAAGGACGAAUCAGACUCCAUGUGUCCAGACUGAGGACUGAAGACUCUGGUCUGUAUCUGUGUGAAGUGAAAACUGAAGAUGGAUUCAACUCUGGAAGAUGUCGACUCAACGUUACUGCAGCUGCUGAUCAGAUCCAAACUCAGAGACCAACUUUGACUCCAGAACCAGAGAGAGGAGGAAGAAUCUGCCUCAUUAUCGCUGUUGGACUGACAGCAGCAGUUCUGAUUGGUCUUUUUUGUAGUUUUUUAGCAAAACAUUUUCUUCCAGUUUAUUGUAGUGAUGAUAAAGAGACAAAAAAGUUCAGAAGUCUUCUCAGUAGAAACAAUCUGAUCAAAAGAUACAAAAUGUAGAUCUGUAGCAUCAACACAACAAACUGGUUUAUUUGGUCGAUUAUUGUCACCAGCUGAAGGAUUUUAAAACUGAUACGUUAUAUAAAUGAUCUGUAUUAUAUAUAAUUUAAGAUUAUAAUUCAUUUCAAGUUCAGUG